Messenger RNA from Triticum turgidum subsp. durum (durum wheat), 1080 nucleotides. The record is from the annotation of a GenBank genome assembly. Lineage: Eukaryota; Viridiplantae; Streptophyta; Magnoliopsida; Poales; Poaceae.
AUGCAGCCCACCGGCCGCGAAAUGCACGGCGGCGGGCAGGGGCAGGGGCAGGGGCAGGACGACUUCUUCGAGCAGAUGCUGUCCGCGCUGCCGACGGCCUGGGCCGAGCUCGGCUCCGUCAGGCCCCCCUGGGAGCUCCAGGCGGCCGGCGCGCCCCCGCCCGACGGCGACCCUGGGUUCGACGAGUCCGCCCUCCUCGCCUCCCGCCUCCGCCACAACCAGAUCAGCGGCGGCGGAGGGGACGACAAGCCGCCGCCGGCCUUGCUCCCCCGCCACGGCCUCGACAGCGGGGGCUUCCUGCCCCUGCCGCUGUUCACUGACCGGUCCCGGGAGGACCUGCAGGGGGCUAACCAGGCGCUGUUCGACGGGUUCGGGGCCGCCGGAAUGCAUGGCGCCGGCGCCGCUCAGCCGCCGUUCGGUCAGGCCGGCUCAAUGCCGCCGCCAGCGGCGCAGAGCGGAGCGGCGGCGCCGCCGCGGCAGCGCCAGCGGGCGAGGAGAGGGCAGGCCACCGACCCCCACAGCAUCGCCGAGCGUCUGCGGAGGGAGAGGAUAGCGGAGAGGAUGAAGGCGUUGCAGGAGCUGGUCCCGAGCGCCAACAAGACCGACAAGGCAUCGAUGCUCGACGAGAUCAUUGAUUAUGUCAAGUUCCUCCAGCUUCAAGUCAAGGUUCUCAGCAUGAGCCGAUUAGGCGGAGCUGCGGCAGUUGGCCCUCUGGUUGCUGGCUUGUCAUCAGAGAGCAGCGGAAAUGGAAACGGGACCAGCAGCAGCGGCGACGGCAAUGGCGACGACGACAAUGGUGGUAGCACCUUGCGGGCGACGGAGCAACAGGUGGCGAGGCUGAUGGAGGAGGACAUGGGCACUGCCAUGCAGUAUCUGCAGGGCAAGGGGCUCUGCCUGAUGCCGAUCUCCCUUGCCUCGGUCAUCUCCUCUGCAACCUCAUCGUCGCUCCGCUCCGCCACCCGACCUGCUGGUAAUGCAGGAGGACCCCUACACGAAGGCGGUAGCCCUGCGUCGCCUCGGUUGGUGAACGGCGUGGGCGCCGAUGGCUCCCGGACCAUCAGGGAUGGCGGUAGACAGUGA